CGAUAAUCUUCGAACUCUAUAGAAUGCCUAGACACCCUUUCUAUAUAAGCCACAUACCUGAGCGCUAGACGCCCUGCUCGUCGCUGCAAACGAUCACGCUUGCUUGCGUCAGUACACGCGGGUCCGAAGGCACGGGCGCUAACAUUGUUUCAACCUGGCACUGCACCAUCAACACUCAAGACGCCAGCGCGGCUGCGACUCGCACGAAUCUGCUUGCUCAACGUCCCGCGUAUCCAGGCACGCCAAUUCCAGCCCAAGAGAUUCCCGAGGUCUCAGAAAAUCCCGAUUACGUACGCGUUGCAGCCGUCCCGCGAUCACCUUACGAGUCCGAAUCCCCGCGGCAGCCUUAAUGCGAGGUACGACCUCAGCAUUCACCAAUCUGGCCUUUUGCACGCCCGAGCCAUGAACCGCCUCAGACGGAAGACGACAGCUCGGUGAUCGCUAGUAACCCUCUAAAAUAUCUGCGACCGUCGAGGAGAAACGUCCAGACGACGGAAACAUGAGCGGGCAACGGAAGGGAGGAUGGGGCUCAUUCCUGGGCACCGCCGUUGCCGGCCUGGAGUCGCGGCUGGAUACUAUACUGGCGGACGAUGACCAGGCGAGCGCGAGGGCGAGAGCUGCUGAGGCGGCGGCUAAGCAGGAGGCUGCUGAGAAGGCGGCGGCGGCGGAGAAGCGGAGGUUACAGGUCGACCAAGGCGUUUCGCGAAGCUCGUCACGAAGCAGGCCCAGCUCGAGGUUACAGGACCGACUGGCAAAGGCCGUGAACAAGGGAAAAGACGGAGAGUCAAGACCAUCGUCUGAGAUUGGGUCUCGCCCGGAGAGCCCAGCAUUGAAGAGCCCAGGAAUAGUCUCCGACGCCGGAAGAUCAAGUUUUGAUUCGAAGGUAUCGGAGCGGGUCACGGAGGGUGCUCUCGUUGGUGAAAAUGAGACUCCCGAUAAUGAGGAAACAAAAGUUGAUCCUUCACCGCGACUCUCCGCUGAAGCGCCGCUAUCAUCGCCGCCGCCUUCGUCCAUCGUAUCCGAACAACCGCUUUCAACGACGUUACCUACAAUGUCUAUACCCACAAUUCUCACGCCUCAGACUUCUUCUCCGCGCCAAUCGCUAGAUAGCAUUCGGUCGCGCCCCUCCGUCGAGAUCUCCACUCCUGCAGAGCCCGAGACAACUCGAGACGCCGAGGUCCUUGCAGCCGAGCUAUCCACUCUUGAGAAAACACACGAGGAGACACUCCGCGAACAUCGCGAGGAGCUGAACUCUCACCUCGAGCGCAUCGAUGCCUUGCAAUCUAAGCUUACAUACCUCUCCCAGCAGCUCGCGUCCUCCGCCAAAGCCGCCUCGUCGGGGGCGGAAGCCACCCCGGCAGACAAGAAGCUGGCAGAGAAGGAUGCGCAGAUUGCGGCACUCAUGGAAGAAGGCCAAAAGCUUUCGAAGACGGAGAUGAAGCACCUGGGGACUAUAAAGAAGAUGCGGACAAAGGCCCAGGAGACAGACAAGGAGAUUGACACGCUCAAACUGCGGUUAUCCAAGGCGGAGAAGUCAAUAAGAGAGCAGACGGACAGGGCAAAGCGUGCUGAAGCUUCCGAAAAGGCCGCACAGGAGAAGCUCAAGGUUGUUGCAAGGAUUGAAAAAGACAUUGAGCUCAUUAGGGAAGAGCGUGAAGAGGCUGGGCUUACAAUAGCGGAGCUCCGGAGGCAACUCAAUGAUGCGCUUACUAGAGCUGAGGAUGCCGAGAAGAGAGUGCAAGCUGGAGCGCUAGAAGCUGAAAAGCGAGUCACCGCAUCGCUGAAGGAAGACAUGGAGAAUAUGCGGAUAGAGAAGAAGCUCGUCGAAGACCGUGCGAAGCGAGAGCUACAAGAGGCUAAAGAGGAGGCUAAAAGGCAGCAAGAGAGGGCAAAAGUCGCCGAGCUUGAACUUCGCGGCGAGAUUGCUAAUCUCGAGAGCAAACUUGAGCUCCUCCGCAGCCGCUCCGAGGAAGUCUCAUCGUCAGCAACCGGCGACUCCCAAGCGAAGCUUCUCCGCCAAAUCGAAACCCUGCAGACUCAAUAUGCUCUUGCUUCCGAGAACUGGCAAGGAAUCGAGAGCACACUGACAUCUCGUGUCGCAGCGCUUGAGAAGGAUCGCGAUGAGACGGCGAAGCGAGAGUCAGAUAUUCGUCGCAAGGCUAGGGAGGUGAACUUCAAAGCACGUCGGCUAGAGGAUGAGCUUGAAAGCAUCAACGAUCGAGCGCGAACCCUCGAGCAAGACCUUACCGAACAACGCGCGUCAGCGCAGAAGCUGCAGGCCCGCCUAACGCAAGCAGAAAGUGCUGCGCAAGACGCACGCGCAGACCUGGAACGGGAGAAGAAAGUCUGGGAAGCAGACUUCCAACAGCGUCUUGAUGAAGAGAAGCAGAAAUGGAGAGCUGAAUUGCACUCCCAUACCCUCCUGUCUGAUGCAAACCACCUCCGCACCGACUCCCCGUCAGCGCCGAAUCGCAGACACUCGCCUGACCCCCUCGGUAUCCACAACCGGCGGGGUAUGCCGCGCUCUAUUUCCCAAGGCAUAGAGAUGCCCCUCUCGCCCAUGGACCGCAUGCUCGACGAAGCCCGCCGGCCGUCCAGCUCGCGCCAGAAAUCCGUCCCGACUACUCGAACGCCUGAAAUUGGCACGCCGCAGCGUCAAGACUCAUUUCCCUCGAUGUCCUCGAACCUCAACGGUGCCAGCGCAUCUAAUACGCCUUCUAUCCACGCUCCCGAUUAUGACGACGCACUUGAGCAUACUUCAUCCCCGCGUGCGACGAUCAACGACAUGAUCUCUGUCUCCACCGUCGGUGCAGGCCCCUCGGUCCAGCUCGUUGAGCGCAUGAGCGCUGCUGUCCGUCGUCUCGAAUCCGAGAAAGCCACUUCGAAGGAGGAAAUGGCCCGCCUUAUCGCCCAACGCGACGAGGCGCGCGAAGAAGUCGUCGCUUUGAUGCGAGAAGUUGAGGAAAAGCGCGCCCAGGACGAAAGGGUAGACAAGCUAGAAAAGGAGCUCAGGGAAAUGGACGAGCGGUAUCAGACCACUCUGGAGAUGCUCGGCGAGAAGAGCGAGAGGGUUGACGAGCUGGAGAGCGAUGUUGCGGACUUGAAGAAGAUUUAUCGCGAUUUGGUGGAGACGAUGAAGUAAACAUAGCUUCGUCUGUGCUUGGAGUUUGGACCCAUUCUCUCCCUUGUCGGAGUUGACUGGUUGACUGGUUGAAAGCAUUUUACGGGGUGUAGGGAUGACAACGGCGGUCCGGGGUUUUUGGUGCCUGGUUUGGAGCUACAUUUCUCCUUCGAUUCUUGACUGGUCUGGCACCGACCGCCCUUUUCAUGAACGUUUAGAUAUAGCGAAGUUGUAGUGUUAUCCACUUCUUUUAACAUGUUUAGAU
Molecule: messenger RNA, 3386 nt
Organism: Trematosphaeria pertusa
Lineage: Eukaryota; Fungi; Ascomycota; Dothideomycetes; Pleosporales; Trematosphaeriaceae
Exons: 3
Coding region: 500-3142 (880 amino acids)
Cellular component (GO): Golgi apparatus; endoplasmic reticulum
Source: RefSeq, a predicted model, not a curated record